Molecule: messenger RNA, 3654 nt
Organism: Brassica rapa (field mustard)
Lineage: Eukaryota; Viridiplantae; Streptophyta; Magnoliopsida; Brassicales; Brassicaceae
Product: indole-3-acetate O-methyltransferase 1
Molecular function (GO): methyltransferase activity
Source: RefSeq, a predicted model, not a curated record
AAGUAGAAAAAAUAGUAAAGAAAGUGUAGUAAAAUUCUCAAAUGAGAACUUAUUAUAGAAAACUCAUUAGACCUCUAAUGUCAUAUGUCCCCUUAUUGUUCACUUAUUAUCAUCUAAAUCUGUUUAGGAAAUGAAAUUAAAUUAAAUUAUAUAAACAAAUUGUAUUAAAUAAUAAUAUAUUAAUUUGUUUAGGUACUUGUUUUGAGAUGUUGCUCUCAAAGACCACAAAUCUAAAACCUGUAAAAAUUUGGGAUGAGAACUCAAAAUUCUUAAGAAGAGCAGCAUCUUGUUUUAGCUAAUUUUUAUUAUUUUUAUUAAGAGUCGUAUAGUCUAUUUGUUUCUAUCUUUUAUUAGUACUACAAUAUACAUUGCGUAUGGGUAUGCCAACAUUAUGUUUGGUUGAAAAUAAGAAAAUAAUAGCAUCUAGUUUUAGGAUAGGAUGAUGAAAAUGUAGAGAAAUGGAUAGAGUUUAAAAAACCGGCAACAUGAUGAAUAAACUACUCUCUUUUCUUAUAUUGCUUCACUCUCUCUGUUCCAUUGGAUUCCAUGAAUUUUCGGCGUCAAUCUCGUGCCUUACCCACUCUUAUUUCCUACAUAUGCUACUUUUACAUUUACUCAUGCAUGUACCCAACAUAUUAAUCAAUUUAUUAUAUUACGGAAUAAACCAACUAAUGGAGAUUUAAACCUUAAAAUAAACAAAAGGUUUUAAGCAAUGGAGAUUUAAACCAGCCAUUUUGUGUUCAGAUGAACAUGCCAUGUAAAAUUAAGAUAAGCGUUCUAAUUAUAAGAUUACGGAUGGAUCAUACAUCACCUGAACUUAUACGUUCGAUUGGUUUAAUUACCUAAUUCUACAUUACAUUGCAUAUAUAUACUCGACCAUAUGAACAUAUAGCAGCCUGGUGUCAAUAAAAAGAACGAAAGUUAUAAUGACAUCGUCUAAUUAACCAUAUUUUGGGAUAGCUGAUAACUUGAUAGAGAUCAUUAGCCGGCAAUCGUUAGGACUUGGUAACAAUACUCUUUUAUAUUAGGACCAAUACUUGGGAUAUGAAUAAUACGAUAGUGGAUAAAAAGCAAUGGAUGAAGAAUGUUUGAAACAUGCAUGAAUCUAACUACGAUCGUAUCAUAGCUUGAAUACUCCUAGUGUCGCCUCGGGUGGUAUCAAAUGGAAACACAUUCAUUUUCCUUUUGAUUUUUCUCAUCAUGGAUUUUUAAUGCCAGCCAAUAAGUUAUUACUCUUAAGACUCAUUAAUUUACCCUAACCUUAUGCCCCACUUACAAAUAUUAAAAACAAUAAUUCUUGUUAUACCAUAGUUGUUAUUACAUCAUCCAUCAUAUCUAUUCAUUACAAAAUCAAAAUCUUACCAUAUCACAGUACUCUUAACUAGCAUUCACUGAUCUAGUUAUCCGCUGAGAUGAUUCUCCAAAUCAACCAACAACAAGUUGAAUUUUUUUCAUUUUUUUAAAAGACAAGAAUUACCUAUAUUCUAAUAUAUAUCUCAAUCAAUAGAAACAUAUUAACUACUAUAACAACCAAAAAAUAGAGCUAAAAUAACACUUAUAUACUUUCAAAAAAAAAUUAUUACCACGAAAUGAACACAUUUUUCAAAUAAAAAAUUACUAGUAUUUUAUGACCGAAUAUUUUGCUUCUAUGUUUUCUACCUGUAGAAAGUAAAAUUUAUACAUCAGGAUGAAUAAAAAUGUAUACUUAUGUAGAUGUGUGAGAAGUACAAGUGCUACUUUUUAUACACAGAGAACACUAAAUAACAGUUGUCAUAAUACUUAACAGAAAUGUCAUUUCUAGAUAUUUUCAUUCAAAUCACAACCGCAAAAAUACUUGACAAAAAUAUCACAUCAAAGAUUCAUACAAUUAUACGUGUGUGGCAAAUAACUAUAUAUAUUUUCUACUCUUUACUCCAAUGAACCCUACAAGAAAUGUGGUUGACAAAAAUAAUAACCUACAGUACACAAAAUGACAAACAAUGUAUAUCCCAUAUAUCAUGUGGCACAAGUACACCACAUAAUUAUAUUUUGUUGUUUGGGAAACAAACAUAAUGAUGCGUUGUUUUUCAUGAAUAAUCAGUAUAUACACAAUAUGUACGCAGAGGCACAUUUAAUUAUAUGUUUCUCCAUUCAACUAAUUUAUAUACAUAUAUUAUUUCCUCUCUUUGUCCUCUUUUUCUAUAAAUAUGUGUCGUCCCUUCAAGCUUGUCUCAUUCUCAAAAACAAAGUACAGAGAAAGAGAGAGAGGAGAUAAGAAGAUAGAAAGAAAAAGAAGAGAGAGUAAGAGAAUGGGUUCUAAGGGAGACAACGUUGCUGUAUGUAACAUGAAGCUCGAGAGACUUCUCAGCAUGAAAGGUGGCAAAGGACAAGACAGCUAUGCAAAUAACUCUCAAGCUCAGGCGAUGCAUGCACGGUCCAUGCUUCAUCUCUUAGAAGAAACACUUGACAACGUUCACCUAAACUCCUCGGCCAACCCUUCACCGUUCACGGCGGUUGAUCUCGGUUGCUCUUCCGGCGCAAAUACCAUACACAUCAUCGAUUUCAUCGUUAAACACAUCUCUAAGCGUUUUGAUACCGCCGGGAUUGAUCCACCGGAGUUCACUGCUUUCUUCUCCGACCUCCCAAACAACGACUUCAACACUCUUUUUCAGCUGCUUCCACCACUUGUCUCUAACUCUUGCAUGGAGGAGUGCCUUGCUGCCGACGGAAAUCGCUCCUACUUCGUCGCUGGUGUUCCCGGAUCGUUUUACCGGAGACUUUUCCCGGCGAGAACAAUUGAUAUUUUCCACUCUGCCUUUUCUUUGCAUUGGCUCUCUCAGGUGCCGGAGAGCGUCACGGAUAGGAGAUCGGCGGCAUACAAUAGAGGGAGGGUGUUCAUACACGGCGCCGGAGAGAAGAUAGCCACGGCGUACAAACGCCAAUUUCAGGCGGACUUGGCGGAGUUUUUGAGGGCAAGAGCGGCGGAGGUUAAGAGAGGUGGGGCCAUGUUCCUCGUUUGUCUCGGUCGUACCUCUGUAGAUCCCACCGAUCAAGGUGGUGCCGGUCUACUCUUCGGUACUCAUUUUCAGGACGCUUGGGACGACCUUGUCAGCGAGGGUUUGGUAGCGGCAGAGAAGCGCGACGGAUUCAAUAUUCCGGUGUACGCUCCAAGCCUGCAAGAUUUCAAGGAAGUAGUUGAAGCGGACGGCUCCUUCACCAUUGAGAAGCUUGUAGUUUACAAAGGAGGGAGUCCACUUGUGGUGAGCGAGCCGGACGAUGCAUCCGAGGUCGGUCGUGCUUUUGCUAGUAGUUGUCGGAGUGUGGCUGGAGUACUAGUUGAAGCUCACAUCGGGGAAGAGCUAAGCAACGAGUUGUUCUCAAGAGUUGAACGUCGAGCCACUAGCCAUGCCAAGGAUGUCUUGGUGAACUUGCAGUUCUUUCAUAUCGUCGCUUCUUUAUCUUUUACCUAGAACCAGAAUAAAAUGAAAAAAAAAGAUAAAAUUAAAGAAACGUGUUCGUGUGCUUUUGUUAACUCCUUUUUUUCCUCUUAGGGCGUAUUAUUGUGUUCUGUUUUUCUUAGCUUAUCUGUCAUAUGGCUGUUUGAUCAUGUAAUCGAAAAUAGUUAGAAAAAGUUUUCUUUCUUUAAAUGUUUAUGAAAAGGAAGUCUUUGUUUCA